AUGGCUGCAGAUGAUGCUGCUGCAGAAGUCUCACCGGGCGCGACUUUUGGACCCCCGGGUGAUGAGUACGAAAUUGGGAAACAGCUGGGCAAUGGAGCUGCUUCCCGGGUCUUUGCGUGCAGGCGGCUCAAUACCAACGAGCAGCUGGCAGUGAAAGCCGUCGACCUGCGACGCUUAUGCCUCUUGGGCGACCUCCAGGAUCAGAUGACCCGCUUAGACAGCGAGGUCGGUAUCCUCCACGAACUGAGACAUGAGAGGAUAGUCAAUCUGCAAGGGUUCUACAAGACAGACAACUGGUAUUUCCUCGUGAUGGAGUUAGUUGGUGGAGGAGAGCUCUUCGACCUGAUCGUGCGCAACAAGUCGCUCAGCGAGUCGGAGGCUAGACACAUUUUCCUCCAGCUCCUUGAGGGCGUCGGCUACAUGCACGCUCGAGGUGUUCUACACCGGGACCUGAAGCCCGAGAACAUCCUUGUGGCGGGAUCCAGGCCGGCUGAGCCACCGGAAUCGGGGCACAACUACGACGUGAAGAUCGCCGACUUCGGUCUCUCCAAGGCAAUCGGGGGCGGCGCCUCUCUAGCGAGGACACGUGUCGGAACCCCGCAGUACUGGGCACCAGAGGUGUUGGAUGUGCAGAAGCGGGGUGGCUCCUACGACCAAGCAGCAGAUUUCUGGGGAUUGGGUGCGGUCCUCUUUGUGAUGCUUUGCGGCAGGUACCCUUUUGACGGCCAGAAGCAAGCGCUGGAUGACCAAAUCAGAACCGCCUCGUACAGCAUGACAGGCUCGCGAUGGAGAAACAUCUCCGAAGCUGCCAAGAGCCUUGUACGCGGGCUGCUGCGUGUGAACCCGGUGGACAGGCUUUCCUUGGAUGAUUGCCUCAGCCAUCCGUGGGUCACUGGUGAGCCGAUGCCGCUGCCCAAGCGGCUGCCGCUGAAACCGGCAGCUGCUUGGCUAUGUCUGCUCAAUGUGGGCCCCCCUAGGGAGUCUCUGAAAACUAGGGUCCUUCUGCAGAAGUCCUUGUAG
Symbiodinium pilosum is the source of this 1020-nucleotide messenger RNA. The record is from the annotation of a GenBank genome assembly. Lineage: Eukaryota; Dinophyceae; Suessiales; Symbiodiniaceae.